Aspergillus sclerotioniger CBS 115572 is the source of this 693-nucleotide messenger RNA. RefSeq lists its product as uncharacterized. NCBI's taxonomy places the organism in Eukaryota, Fungi, Ascomycota, Eurotiomycetes, Eurotiales, Aspergillaceae. The transcript has a single exon. The coding region runs from base 123 to 455 and encodes 110 amino acids. The record is from RefSeq and is a predicted model, not a curated record.
CUGGCAGUCGGUAGCUGUGCAACCUGGUAUAGUAGUGGCAACCCACCUUGCAAUCGUGACUGCUUGGUGUUGUGUACGGAGUACCGACUACUUUAAUGUUCUAGCAACAUGGUAACCAUUGCAUGGUACAGGGUACGGGGCGUAACUGGGUGUUUGCUUACACGGUACGGAGUAGUGUCCUGCACAUUCCGAUCGGGCGUAAGUGGGGAGAACCGCCACCGGCACCACGGUUCCUCCACAUCACAUAUUUUUGGACUUUACUUCGCACCUUUCCUCCGUCAGCCAACGCGAUGGUCGGUCAUGCUGUGAUAAUCAUGACAUGUCUGCAGUGGCGGGCUUUUUUAGGGGAAGGGAAUACUACUAAAUACUGUCAAGGCAACAAAGGACGUGCUGCUCCAUUGUCCGUGUCCUGGACAGACCAUCUCUUCCGUUUCUCCGGAGGGGGAAGUGACUAGCAGGGGGUUCAAUAGCAAUUGUGACCAGGUGGACUAAGAAGGACCGCUGGAAGGGGAAGGGAGCGACCCGGCCAGGCAAAGCUAACCUUUCGGGUGGAAAUCUUCCUCGGUGGAGAUCCCGUUGAUAUGCAGCGGUACCGCUUGCCGCUUACGUACGUGUACGCGGUUUCAACUCCUCCCUACUGGCAACAGGAGAACUACACCAUCUAUACUCUCGACCUACAAAACCACCAGGAGA